This is a messenger RNA of Piliocolobus tephrosceles (Ugandan red Colobus), 2930 nucleotides long. It is a transcript of the gene ZNF219, whose product is annotated as zinc finger protein 219. The transcript has 5 exons. Gene Ontology annotation, molecular function: RNA polymerase II cis-regulatory region sequence-specific DNA binding; DNA-binding transcription factor activity, RNA polymerase II-specific. NCBI's taxonomy places the organism in Eukaryota, Metazoa, Chordata, Mammalia, Primates, Cercopithecidae. Gene Ontology annotation, cellular component: nucleus. The coding region runs from base 273 to 2447 and encodes 724 amino acids. The record is from RefSeq and is a predicted model, not a curated record. Gene Ontology annotation, biological process: regulation of DNA-templated transcription.
CAGAAAGGAGCUGCAGCGGGCGCCACUGCAAUGUCAAGGCAAGGCAGCCAGGCUGCGCUCUAUCCUCACUGGUGCCUGGCCCUGGCUAGGCCGGGAGAAGCUGCAUUCUCUAGGGAAAGAAGCCUUCUCAAGUGGGAACAAAAAUGAGUGUGAGGCCAACAGCCAUCCCGGGCACUAUGUGAAUUUGGGCUCCACAGCACCUGUUGCCUUCAUUAGCAGCUUUUCCUCCUCUUCCCUGCACUCCCCAGAACCAAAGAAUGUGAAGGGGGUCCAUGGAGGGCUCACGUCCCCGCGCCCCGAGCGGCCACUUAGCGCCGUCGCCGCCGGCUUUCGACGGCGAGCUGGAUUUGCAGCGAUACUCCAACGGGCCAGCCGUGAGCGCAGGGUCGCCCGGGAUGGGAGCGGUGAGCUGGUCUGAGAGUCGUGCAGGCGAACGGCGCUUCCCCUGCCCUGUAUGCGGGAAGCGCUUCCGGUUCAACUCUAUCCUGGCUUUGCACCUGCGGGCGCACCCAGGCGCCCAGGCCUUCCAGUGCCCACACUGCGGCCACCGCGCGGCGCAGCGGGCUCUGCUGCGCUCGCACCUGCGCACACACCAGCCCGAGCGCCCACGUAGUCCUGCUGCACGCCUGUUGCUGGAGUUGGAAGAGCGCGCGCUACUACGCGAGGCUCGACUGGGGAGAGCCCGAAGCUCAGGGGGCAUGCAGGCCACCGCUGCCACUGAGGGCUUGGCGCGGCCCCAGGCUCCUUCAUCGUCCGCCUUCCGUUGCCCCUACUGCAAAGGCAAGUUUCGCACCUCGGCGGAGCGCGAACGCCACCUGCACAUCCUGCACAGGCCCUGGAAGUGCGGCCUGUGCAGUUUCGGCUCCAGCCAGGAGGAGGAGCUGCUGCACCACAGCCUGAUGGCCCACGGGGCUCCCGAGCGCCCCCUGGCGGCCACCACCGCUGCGCCUCAGCCUCAGCCUCAGCCUCAGCCUCAGCCUCAGCCUCCACUCCAGCCCGAAACUAGAUCAGUCCCGGAGCCGGAGCCCGAGCCCGAACGUGAGGCAACCCCAACCUCAGCUCCUGUCGCUCCCGAGGAGCCCCCAGCACCUCCGGAGUUCCGCUGCCAAGUGUGCGGCCAGAGCUUUACACAGUCUUGGUUUCUCAAGGGCCACAUGCGUAAGCACAAGGCCUCCUUCGAUCAUGCGUGUCCGGUGUGCGGCCGCUGCUUCAAGGAGCCCUGGUUCCUUAAGAACCACAUGAAGGUGCACGCCAGCAAGCUGGGCCCACUGCGUGCCCCGGGGCCUGGCUCCGGGCCUGCCCGGGCCCCCCAGCCUCCUGACCUCGGCCUGCUGGCCUAUGAGCCGUUGGGCCCAGCGCUCCUCCUGGCCCCAGCGCCCACCCCGGCCGAGCGCCGUGAGCCCCCGAGCCUCUUGGGCUACCUGAGCCUGCGAGCUGGCGAGGGCCGGCCCAACGGCGAGGGUGCUGAGCCCGGGCCCGGCCGCAGCUUCGGAGGCUUCCGCCCGCUGUCCUCUGCUCUCCCGGCCCGGGCUCGCCGGCACCGUGCAGAGGAGCCGGAGGAAGAAGAGGAGGUGGUGGAGGCCGAGGAGGAGACCUGGGCCCGGGGCAGGUCGCUGGGCCCUCUGGCUUCCCUGCAUCCGCGCCCGGCUGAGGGACCGGGGCACUCUGCCCCUGCUGCUGGGGCCCCGGCAAGAUCGACCACCACGCAGGAAGAGAAUGGGCUGUUGGUUGGAGGGACCCGGCCUGAAGGGGGCCGGGGUGCCACCGGCAAGGAUUGUCCCUUCUGCGGAAAAUCUUUCCGCUCAGCACAUCACCUCAAAGUGCAUCUGCGAGUGCACACAGGCGAGCGGCCCUACAAGUGUCCGCACUGCGACUACGCGGGCACCCAGUCCGGCUCGCUCAAGUAUCACCUACAGCGCCACCACCGGGAGCAGAGGAGCGGGGCCGGCCCUGGGCCACCCCCGGAACCACCGCCUCCUUCCCAGCGGGGUUCAGCCCCGCAAUCUGGAGCCAAGCCGCCUCCACAGCCUGCGACCUGGGUGGAGGGUGCCUCAAGCCCCCGGCCUCCUUCUAGCGGUGCUGGGCCGGGGUCCCGUCGGAAGCCCGCCAGCCCUGGGAGGACCCUGCGCAACGGGCGAGGUGGUGAGGCCGAGCCCCUGGACCUGUCCUUGCGGGCAGGGCCGGGAGGCGAGGCCGGGCCGGGGGGUGCCCUCCACCGCUGCCUCUUCUGCCCUUUCGCCACUGGAGCCCCAGAGCUCAUGGCCUUGCACCUUCAAGUGCACCACAGCCGCCGGGCUAGGGGCCGCCGGCCACCCCAGGCUGACGCGUCCUCGCCCUAUGCCCGAGUACCAUCAGGAGAGACCCCUCCCAGUCCUUCGCAGGAAGGGGAGGAGGGCUCCGGGCUGUCCAGACCCGGAGAGGCAGGGCUAGGGGGGCAAGAACGGUAGUGAGCCCUCAGGGGCGAUUAGCUUAGUGAGCUUACCCCGCCGGAGCGGGGGAGCGCUAGAGGUAGUUGGGUAGAGAAGCCAGCAGGGGGCAGCGUGGGACCCAUAUCCCAGCCCCAGGCGGACCAGAGGUGGAAGGGGCGGCGGGCGUAGGAGGGUGGGCUGGCGGUACCCACCCAGCCCAAGGGAGUCACAGUGCCUUAGAAGUGGCAGAGGUGAGGGUCAAAGAACGGGGUCCCUGGGCUGGCAGAGAGGGUUUGUGUCCCUGUUGAGGAGCCACUCUGCCAGUCUUUGCUGGUCCAUAGGCGUGAGAGUUUAUUUUUGUACAAGGGGUGAGGGUGGGGAGCACUGUACCCUUCUAGCCCCAUCAGGGGCCCUGUAGACGUCGCUAUUUUUGGUACGAUUCCUGUCAUCCCUGUUGCAGAGUCGUGUCCCCAAUAAACAGGUGUCGUGAGGCACAGGGCCCCGUGUCUGUCUGCCUACCUA